CAUGAAGAAGAGAUUGGCUGUGUCUGCAAAUGGACCUUCAGCAAAUUUCGUUCUUACCUUUGAAUAUUUGGGGCUGAUUACACAGUCCGCUGGCAGAUCAGUAACAGAGUGAUUCUCACUCUGCUUGAUGUAACCCCCUUAUCAGUGGCCUCCAAUUGCUUUGAGAUCUUUGGCUUUGACAUCCUGAUUGAUGACAAAUUCAAGCCAUGGCUUCUAGAAGUCAACUACAGUACUGAACUGUGUUUAGAAUGUUUCACUGAUCUCACUGUGGAAAGAAAACUUCUUCAUGGUAUUGCACUGCUGAGCUACAAGCAGAUCCACAUUUUCAGGCAAAAUCAAUUUUGAGGCAAGCCUGGGAUAAAGGCUGGCAGCAGGUAGAUGCUCUGGAGCACAGCUAGUGAGAGUGCCAUCGAGAAGACUCCUGGUGUCCUUGCUUGCGAAACAGUGGCUAAAUGUACUGCUGCUUCUUCUGUACUGCCUGCCCUGCAGGCUGCAAGAGGAUCAGCUCAAAAGGUGGCUACCCUGACAGAGAAAACUGCCAGAGCACAUCGGAAAAUGCUGACUUCUCAGCUGCAGGAAAGGGUGAGCAGGCCACCAGUCCUAGGAGCUGGGCAUUCUGCACACAUUUCUAACCAACUCAGCCUUUGGAUACCUACAUCUGGCUUCUGCAACUACAGGUUUACCACAUGCCCCUAUAUCUCUGACAAAAAACAGAGGCCUAUCCCCCAUGUAGGAGAUUUUGUCCUUGUUUUUGCUUUUAACAAAGCUGCACUUCAAGCUUCCAGGGAAAGGACAGAUAUAAAGGACUAUAAGGAAAUAAAGAAACUAGUGAGCAAGCAGUUACCAUCUAAACAGCAGAACACAAGGGUAGGCUAUUUAACUUCUGUGGAACUUCAUGACAUUAGGUUAUAUAGACGUCGUGACAACUUUAUCUGGAAGAAGGUACAUGUAUACUGA
Melopsittacus undulatus (budgerigar) is the source of this 957-nucleotide messenger RNA. RefSeq names its product tubulin tyrosine ligase like 2 (gene TTLL2). Gene Ontology annotation, molecular function: tubulin-glutamic acid ligase activity; tubulin binding. The record is from RefSeq and is a predicted model, not a curated record. Gene Ontology annotation, biological process: microtubule cytoskeleton organization; protein polyglutamylation. NCBI's taxonomy places the organism in Eukaryota, Metazoa, Chordata, Aves, Psittaciformes, Psittaculidae. Gene Ontology annotation, cellular component: cilium.